GACGUCACACGCAUGACCUCGCCUCAACUCAUGUUUUAAUCAGCUCUUUGUGCAUUCAUUCCGAUUUAUUCUGCUAUUGUUUUAGUCGGGGUUGAUUUUUCCUGCGCGUUUUGUUAGCGCAUACCCGGAAGUAAACAUUUGUUGAUGCUCGUGCGGUCAGUGGCGCUUGUCUACAAGUGGAAAGUGUCGCUCUCAGGUCGGAUUACCUCCAAUAUGGACCAACAUGGCCACCGCGCAUUCCGGCAAAUCUAAAUAUAUCUAUUAAGGGCAUAGGAGGUAGGGGGACAGUGGGGGAUUGGUUAUUUUUAGCCAUUUUCACCGUUGCACGUCGGUCGGACAAGAGGUCCCAAACAUGCCCGGACCCAGCGUGAGACCCCGUGCUCGGGAGCGGAACAGCGUCCUCAACAGACCCGAGUUCAUGUCGCUUAAUCAGCCGCUGAGAGGCGGUGGACCCCCGGAGAGCCGCGGCGGUGGAGGAGGAGGAGGAGCGGGACCGAGGCGCUCCAGCUCCAUCCGCGGCCAGGCGAGCGAGGAAGCCGGCGACGGCGCCCCGAAAGCGGACGCGGCCAAGCGAGCCGAGCCGGUCCAGCAGCGGCUGCCCGAAGAGGACUGCAUGCAGCUCAACCCGUCUUUCAAGGGCAUCGCCAAGAGCUCGCUGCUCGCCAUCGACAUCAGCCUGUCCAAGCGCAUGAGCGUGUGCGCGCACGCUUGGUCGUCGUGGGGGGGCUGGCGCUCCAUGGUUAACCUGCUGGCGCUCACCGGGCACGGCCUCACCUGGAUCGUCGGUACCUUUGUGUGCCUUACGCGCAGCAACACGCUGGCCGGACAGGAAGUGCUGGUCAACCUGCUGCUGGCGCUGAUUCUGGACGUGCUAACGGUGGCGGGCGUGCAGCGCCUGGUGAAGCGCAAAGGCCCUUGGGAGAUCUCUCCAGGUUUCCUGGACCGCGUGGCCAUGGACGCGUACGCCUUCCCGGCGGCCCACGCCAGUCGCGCCGCCAUGGUGUCCAAGUUCCUGCUGUCUCACCUGGUUCUCGCCGUGCCUCUGCGCAUCCUCCUGGUGCUGUGGGCCGUCCUAGUGGGGGUGUCGCGGGUGCUGCUGGGCCGGCACCAUCUGACGGACGUGCUGUGCGGAUUCGCCCUGGGCCUUUUCCACUUUGGCCUGAUGGAGACGGUUUGGCUGUCGUCCAAUGCGUGCCAGACUCUCAUUUCCAUCGGGACCCUCAGUUGGAGCCCCUUCACCUGACUGCUUCUGUGCUAGGACUUCACCCUUUACCUGAGUUGGCACCUUCUACAUGCAAGUUUGCCUUAAAUAGACUCCUACUGUUGCUUUCAUUUCACACUUCAGACUGUUUUUUAGUCGUGUUGCACCGAUACUUGGCCCCUAAUUUGGGUUGCUAAUUCCCUGAAAAAAAUAUAAGGGACACCUCAUUGGUAGCUCCAGGUGGCCAGAUAACUGUCACCCUUGAAUUAUUUUUUUUAUUUUUCAAAAAGUGAUUUUUAAAAAUUUGAUAAUUAUAGAAUAAUCAUAAUUUUGACGCCCCCUUGCCUCACCAGCGAUGAUGAGUUCGGGUGGAGUGGGGGGGUUUCCACACGGUUGGUAACCUUCAUUGGCUAUUGUUUAGCCACAACAGGAUUCAUUGUGAUUUUUUUGAUUGAUUGAUUGAUUGAUUGAUUGAUUGAUUGAUUGAUUUUACGACACCGUGCGGGUGUGCGCAGGUUCUAAUGGGUAACAGUCUUCCAUGAGGCAAAACACUACCGCUUUUGUCCACCGGCGUCGCUAAAAUUGACCAAAACUAAAAAGUUACCAAGUGUUGCUUUAAAUACUUGUUUAAAAAAGUGCAAACCUUAACUCUGAGAUUUUUUUUUUUUUUUUUAACAACUUAGGUGUGUUCACAGUUCCCUCAGCAAUAACAUUUUUGCAAAUUAUCACUCCAAAUAUAAUGUGGAAAUACAAAUGUAACUGACAGGACACAGAAGUAUAAUACAAUUAGACUAACGUACCCAGAGAAGAACAAGAAAAACAAAUUAUCAUCAUUUUGAAUAUGCUUUUUACUCAAGCUUCACUCAAACUUCUUAUCUCUUAAGUCAUUCAUACCUGUCAACCCGAGGCCGUUGGCAAUCUUACAAAUAGUGACGUAUGCCCUUACAAAUUGGUGACUAAUCUUACAACGUUGUAUAUAGCGUGCAAUAUUAAACAAAAAUAAAACUACAUUUUUAAAAUAAUAUGAAUUUAUUAAUAUUGUAACAUAUAACCUGGUGCAAUCAAAGAACAAUAUCUUCAGCAUCAUCAUGAUUACUAAAAUUUAACAGUGACAUUUGUUAUAAUUGUAUGUAGCACUUUUGGCAAUUUCUAUCAUGUCUUGAUGGCUGCACUUCAGCUCGUAAUUAGUUUGACUUGAACUUGAAGGUUGUUUGUUAGGGUGUCCAAUUAUAAAUUAAAAAGGUCAAUUGAUAAAAUUAACUUACCGAUGCAAUCUUUGAGUCAGGGAACAUUUCUUUUGCUAAUUCUGAGAAGUGAUCAGCAAUAGUUGCAGGCAAAUUGUAUUCGGCAACAAAUUGGCAGAAUGAAAUCUCUGCUUUCGUCACUUUUCAUUCUGCAGACUUCAUCUUUAUGACCAGUGUUGUUAAUCUUACUUUUAAAAAGUAAUUAAUUAGUUACAAAUUACUUCUCCCAAAAAGUAAUUGAGUUAGUAACUCAGUUACCUGAAGGUAAGAGUAAUUAGCUACUUGGCAAAGUAACUGGUGGUACAUUUCAUGUUUUUUUUUCCAUUAAAAAAAACCCCAAACAUAUUAACCUUUGCUAUGUUUGGAAAUUGUUUAAUGUUGUGAAUCAACUGUUAAAGUUGUUAAAAUUGCAACCGUUUUUGCAUUAGUUCCCGUCUAUCUACUUUCAACAUUUUAAAGUUUUAAAACGGUUUCAUCAUUUAAAGAUAGAUUCAAGACAAGAUUUUGCCGUUUUAGGAGUAUUUUAGAUAAAAAGCUACCUAAGUUCGCUAGGAAGGUUCACUACAAUAGAGCCUUUCUAAGAGGUCUACUGCUUCAAAAUGGCAGCUGUUUAAUAACACCGCCGUCUGUCAUUUCGCAUGUAGUUCUAUAAGCAUUUGAUAUCCAGCCGUAGAUUGCAGGCUGUCGGCUACAGUCAGGAAAUAUUGGAGCUACCUAGCCUAGCAUCGCGUUUGCUACAGCGUCACUCUCAGUGUCUCUGACUUUUCUCACGUCAUUCAACCAUCUUAGUAACGCAUCGUAACGCACAUUGUCUCGUUGCCGAAACGGUGACAAAAUCUGAACGGAGAAAAAAAAAACGUAAUGCACGAAAAACGUAUAGAUUUUGAACGUACGGCGUACAUAUUUAAAAAUCAGUGCUCACUUGUACAAAUUACGCCGAAACCGUACAACUUGACAGGUAUGCUUAUGUUGUCUUCCGUUAUCAUCAUGGCAGCCGACAGAACCUCGACCAAUGAGAUGAGUGGGAUUUCGUACUGUCAUUGUUCAGUCAGCUUAUUGGUCAAAAAGCAGGAGAGGUGGGGGAGUGCGUUCUCCUGCAUAUUCUUGUAAAGCACACUACCUUUAUUUGUUGGUUUUACAAAAAAGACACUAUUUUUGAGUUUCAUUAAAAUAUGGGACAAAGUGCGUCCCUUAAAAGCUCAAUACAAAUUGAGUACAUUUGUUCCAUUUGUCAAAGGACGGUUGGCAACCCUAAUACUGAUACAGCUACCCGGAUGUGUGGUGUUGGCCGAUGGCGAUACUGCAUCGAUACCACUUUUUUUUUUGUUUGUUUGUUUUUUUAACAUGUACAAAAUAUACUUUUUAUUACUAUACUAAUGCAUGCUCACUUGAAUGUAAAAUAAUUUCCAUCAUGGAUUAGUCGAACACUGCUGAACAAUCUUUAUGCAUGUGUCUAGGCAUGUGUGAUAUUCUGACUGUAUGAUAACCUUAAGCCAAAAUAUAACGGUGUCACGGUAUCACGGUAUUGCAAUUACAGCUCUAAAGUGUGUUACUUUGAGAUAUCUAUUAUCUGGGUUAAAAAAAAAAAUUAAAUUGAACAGGAUUUUUAUUUUUCAAAACAUAUUAGCAAAUUUGAACAUAAGUAUAGUGUUAAACUAAAUAAAUAAAUAUUCUAAACAUUAAAAUAAAUACAGUCCUUUAGGUAAGCCUGGACUAACAGCCAAAGCUCAACAUUACAGAACAAAAAUAAUGGAAUUAUUUUCCAUAAAAGGCACAUGCGCGUUAUACACACACUCUCUCUUUCUCAACACAGUUGCCAGAGAGAAAAAUAACACCACAUGAUUUACCACCGCUAGACACACUAAACACGCUGGAGUUAACUCUCGUAGCUGGUGGGAAACGUUCCUGACAGUGUUUACGAACCUUUAAUUUUGUAUAAAUGCAAAAUCAUAUUGGAGGUAUUGCCUCCUUAAACAUGUUUUACAUGUCGGUUGGCCCUCCUCCUCUAAGCUGCGCCCUCUGUAGCUGAAGUAUUCCCAUACCAGCGAUUUCGUUUUCUUUGAUGAGGGGAAAAAGUUCAGGAGUUCCACCUCUUCCAGCCAUCAUGUAGCACAGCUGACUCACUGACACUGAGCAACAACCGGUGAGGGAGGGCUGAGCCUUGCAGCUAGCAAGCGAGGGAUUUCUCCAUGCAGUUUUGGGACAUAAAAAAUAGCUAAUGCCUCAGGGACUGAAUGACAGAAUUUUUUUGGCGGUUUUGAAACCUUGACAUUUUCAUAUCACUGUAUACCUUGAAACCGGUAAUCAGCACAUGUCGACUGCCUACCUAGUGUGGGUGACAAUAAAUUAAUGCACUCCUCUAAAAGCUAAGACUUAAAGUGCUCAGGAAUGCCAAAAUGUCUUUUUUAAUGUUUGUUCAAAUUGAUAUCCAGCCUGAUACUCUUAUUAGGUCCUUAGUCUGUGCCCACAUUAGUACAUUAGCUUAGCUUUUUGCUAACCAAUUGUGAUAGCAAAGGGCACAAAUUCGCCAGGUUAAUUUUUCUAGUUAUCCCUCCUUCUAACAAAUCUAAUGUCUUUAUAGAUACUCAUGUCAAUCUCAGUGUUUGUAAAACCCCAUACCCUGGCUGCUAUUACCUUUUAAAAUGUACAUUUAUCCAACAUUUGAAGUAUAUUCCAAUACAUCGAAAAUGUGUUUACUGAGCACAUACAACAACACUUACCAGAAUAAAACCCCAUUUCUUAUUCCUCUUCUUUGGCACUGACAGUUGACAAUUAAAUCUCAAAAACUACACAUUGCCCAGCAUCAGCGCACUAUUUCUUAGUACAAGCAGAUACCUGCAUUUUAAUGCCAUAUCGGGGCCCCUUCUGAUCCUAUUUUCGGUAUCGGUGCAACUUCUAAAGCAGUUUUCAAACCUCACUUUAACACAUCGCCUGCCAUUGACGGCAAAUGAGUUUAAGCCCAUGAUCAAGAGCAUCCCAGCAGCUGGAAUCUAGUUUUUUCAUUCAUUUUUCUAGCCGCUUAGCUUCACGGGGGUUGCGGGAAUCUAGUUUAACCCUUUAACACCUGAGCCUAUUUUGUCCGAAUUUGCAUGCCUUUGCUGUUGCCUUUAUAUUUCAAAGAAAAAAUGUUCACAAUGGCUUGGUUGAGUCCCUUUUUUCAGGACACCAUAAACUUAAUGUCCAAACUGUUGUUUUUGUCACUUUUGUUCAACAUUUUGGACCAAAAAGGCAAAAAAAUUCAAAAGAAACAGCAGGUAUGGUCAUAAGCGUUUUUGUCCUUUCUACAUACUAUGGUCAAAACUGGUUGUAUGCAGUACACCAACAGUGCAAAAUAGUGAAUAUAUAUAUCUAUAUCUAUAUCAAUAUAUAUUGUAUACAAUCAAACACAAAAAGGAUUUGGAAUAUAUCUCUUUGUGAAGUUAUGUAUGGCACCCAUCACCUUAUCAACAUGUAUACAUACCAUCAAACUUCUCGAACACACACAUCUAUAUACAAAUUGUUAAGAUUGAUAGUGAUAAAAAAAUCAAAUGCAACAUUGAAAAAAAGUAUUUUCAAAAAUAUUGACAAUAAACGAGUUCAGUUCAAUUUUUUCAGGCAUACCACUUAGUUUCCUCUUGAACAGGACACAGAGCUACGUCACACACUUGGUCACACAGCCCACUCUUCUGCCGUUUGCGCGCUGCUGUCACUUCUCACUCACCAAGACACUGACUCAUCCGAAGAAAACAGCGACAAAUCUGGCUCAUCGUCCUGAUUGAGUUGAUGAAAUAAUGCAUUAGCUUGCACAAAAUUUAUGUUUCAAAGUCAUUCCCUCAAUCCAACUGGCCGUCGCUCACUACCUCGGCUCCCUCUCCUAAAGUGGCACCUCGCUCUGCAAUUCAUUAAAAAUGUUCAUAUUACGUCCGCCCUUUGUGACCUCACAAUGGCUCCUCGGAUAUGUAGUUUUUCGUGGUGCUUUCGGUUUUGAAAAAGGACAAGAAAUUAUGGUAAUAUGGACAUAAACACAUGGUCCAUGCAGCGUUUAAUGUUUAUUUACGAGGGCAAUAAAACUAUAAAACUCAAAUGACAUUAUCUCCCGUUUUACUUGGUCGAUUGACUUCAAGUAAGAACUGUUGUGGACCUCAACUUUCGCACUUUGAAAUAAGACCAACCAGCGGCACGUGGCUGACUUAAUUACAGCGUGACAAGGCUUCAAAGAUGAUAUGCAUAAACAUGUCACCUCUGACACGUUCAGUGUUAAAGGGUUAAUAAAGGAAAAAUAUAAUUUUUCCGAUGUUACAAAGUGGAGAAAACAAAUAAUAGCCAACAUUUCCCAGAAGAAGCAAAAUAGCUAAUGUUAAACAUUUUUAAAUGCUAGUACUAUUUAGCCCAGAAAUGUUCAAAGUCAGGCCCGGGGGCCAAAUGCGGCCCGUGGUCAAAUUUCAACCGGCCCCCAGCCUCUGUCAUAAAAUCAAUAACGUCUGGCCCGCACACGGACUUAAUAAAUUGGUCAGCAGUACUGCUAUCAGCAUAUGAAGUAGCUUACACACUAAAUGUUGCUCCUCAUUUACCCACUAAAAGGCAGCAGCACUCUAAGCAAUAUUACCCCGUGUGACCCUUCCAAUUUUCUAAAAUGGCGAUAAUCAACAAAAAAAAAGAAAGUUGGCUUCAAGGAUAGGUGGAAAUUGGACUAUUUUUUCAGUAAAAUAUCCAACAACUGUGUCUUCCUUAUUUGCAAAAAGACAGUUGCUGUUUUUAACCCUUAAUUGCCAAAUGUAUCACAUUUGAUACACCUAAAAUUUCAUGAUUUUCAGAGUAAUUCAGAAUUUUGACAUUUCUUUUUGAAAAAAAAAAAAAAAAAAGAUGGAUGCAACACGUGGAUCUACAGAUUCCAUGAGAAAAAAAACAGGACUUAGCUAGGGUUAUAGAUAUUAGAGUGCUUAUUACACAUAUUCAUUUUGACAUUUCUUUUUACAAAUUUGAAAAAAAGGUUUCAUUAGGACCUUAUUUUUCAAAUUUUGGGAUUCUCUGAUAAUUGCUUCAUGUUGCAGGUCUUUAAGGGUUAAAGAGUUCAAUGUGAGGCGAUGUUACCAAACAAGAUAUGCUGAAAUGUACGGCAAGAUUACAGGGAAGAUACACAGCGAGAAAUUGAAGCAACUUGAAGCUAGUUUAAUUUCACAGCAGCAGUAUUUCGCAAGAGCCCGUGAGUCAAAUGAGAACACCAAAAAGGCUAGUUGCGAGAUUGUUGAAAUUAUUAAUUAAAAAAAAAAAAAUAAAUAAAGCAAAUGUAACACACAGAAUAGCUUUCUAAAAUUUGCUUAACUAUAUUGUUCUAUGUAAAGGACGUCAGCCAAGGUCGGCCCCCCACAUUUUUACCACACCAAAUCUGGCCCCCUUCGCAAAAAGUUUGGACACCCCUGAUUUAGCCAAUUAAAUACGAGUAUCUGAUUGUGCUGUUUACUUGGCAAACAAUAGCUACUAACUGUUGAAUGCCCGGCCAUUGGAGAAACAAACUUUAACGGACGUAGAAAGAGAAGCAGUCUGCUUUUCAGUUUCAGACAGAGAUUGAACAAGAACAGAAACUAUAAAGAGUGCAUGCCUAUUCUCUGAGCUACUUUUUACCUAUUUUGAGUGUCAGCAUUUUUCUUGGCGUCACUACGUCACAUUUGUCACACAAGGGCUGCAAGUAAGCGUUGUCUUUUUCUGUGUUUCAUAAUUACUUUUAUGUUUUUCUUUCUGGCCCACAAUAUACUCAGAAUGUUAAAAUAUAAAUUGCGUUAUUGUGAUGUUACAAUGUGAAAUUUGCAUUGCUUUACAAACUGAAUCGUUAGUUUUGUAAUAUUUUGAUUAUUAUAAGAUGUUGGAAUGGUAGUUAAUACUUUAAAAAUAUUUUCUUGUCAUUUAACUUUCAUAGUGUUUUGACAAUUUGACUCUGUUAUAUCAAGAUGUUUUUAAAAAUUUAUAUAGUUUUGUGAAGUUCUUUUGGUGUUAUGAUUGGAAAAAUUAAACCUUUAACCUGAUAGCAAUACAACCUACAGAAAACAUUGUUUUUACUCUCACAAUAUUAACACUUUAUAUCUUAAAAAGGGCAGCGUUAGUAUUGCAAACGUUGACCCUACCAACUUGGUAGGUCUUGACGAUGAUAGGUCUUUUCAUGCUUCUGCCGUGAAAUGAAAUUUACCACUACUACAUGUCCAAUCCAUUUUAUGUCAGCUGCCAGCCUUUUCCACUUUAAAAGGAUUGGACGUCUCACAUCGUCAAUGGCAGACAAUGAGUUGAGCUGUGUCUGACGAAGCCAUGAUGGCAAUUACUUUACAUUUAAGUGAGUUUGCAGUAAUUUAGUAUUAAAGAUUUUUUUUCUUUCAAAAAAAAAGAAUUGUAUUGUUACAGGAUUGGCAUCAGUAUCACAGUAUCCGAAUCGGUAUUGGGAGCAAAAAAAUUGGUAUCGGUGCAACACAAGUAUUAAUCACCCAAAACUUUUCAGCAAUUUGCUUUUUUCACCCAAUCUUGCUUGGUAUUCAUCCAUUAUUUAAUGUCCUGCUUCUCCGAUUAGGUCUUCGUUACGCAACUUUUGUAUUCCUGGGCUAAAAGGCUGAACUGUUAGUGUGCCAGAAUGCAUGUUAGCAUCAAAUAUUGUUCUUUGAAAGACAAUACUGUUGUUUUUGAUAGAGCUGAACCUGUUGUUUUUACCACUUUUGUUAGAAAAUCUAAUCUGAGAGUUUUUUUCUUCUUUUUGAGAACAGCUUGAUGUGUCUCAUGAAUAAACAGAUGGAAGUCUGUGAAACGUGUGUACUUUGCGCUUUUCUACACAGAGUGAAUUUCCUGUGCGGUGACAUUGAGACACCCUGACAGGAAACGAACAUGAUGCAACGAUGCCUUUCAGUCAGGACAGGCACUCACCACUCAUGUUCAAAAAACACAACAAGGUGUUUUUCCCACCCUAAAUCAAGGUCUUGUGUUAAGCAUGUGUCUCAACUAUAUUUGUGUGGGUUUUUGGUCCUCCCAGACAAUACACUCUUGUAGUGUUGUGUCUCCAGUUGUUUGUCGAGCAUGGGGAGACCUCGCAACACUUUUCCUCGGGACGUAUUUGUUGAUUGGGGGGCCCAAUAUGAGUUAGUUGCGCAGAGGAUUAAAACUAAUUCACUGAAGAAGAGACAUUUUUAUUUUAAUUUUGUAAAUUGGUAAUUCUUUUGAGAAUGCCGUUGUAUGGGGGUAAAAAAAUGUUUGUUUUUUAAAUUUGUUUUUUAGAAUAAAGUUGCAGUGUUAUAUAA
Corythoichthys intestinalis (scribbled pipefish) is the source of this 9695-nucleotide messenger RNA. RefSeq names its product inactive phospholipid phosphatase 7. The transcript is spliced from 2 exons. The coding region runs from base 353 to 1243 and encodes 296 amino acids. Gene Ontology annotation, cellular component: nuclear envelope. Lineage: Eukaryota; Metazoa; Chordata; Actinopteri; Syngnathiformes; Syngnathidae. The record is from RefSeq and is a predicted model, not a curated record. Gene Ontology annotation, molecular function: sphingosine-1-phosphate phosphatase activity.